This is a messenger RNA of Harpia harpyja (harpy eagle), 5737 nucleotides long. RefSeq names its product sorting nexin 29 (gene SNX29). The record is from RefSeq and is a predicted model, not a curated record. Gene Ontology annotation, molecular function: phosphatidylinositol binding. The coding region runs from base 88 to 2280 and encodes 730 amino acids. The transcript is spliced from 20 exons. Lineage: Eukaryota; Metazoa; Chordata; Aves; Accipitriformes; Accipitridae.
AGUGCGUGCGCUGGCCGGCCCGGCUUUGGGCUGCGCGGGAGGUGGGAUCGGGUCCGGCGGACGGAGGGUGCGAGCCCUGCGGCCACCAUGAGUGGUUCACAGAAUAAUGACACUAAAAGACAGUUUCUUCUAGAGCGGCUACUGGAUGCAGUUAAACAGUGUCAAAUACGGUUUGGAGGAAGAAAAGAAAUUGCUUCAGACUCUGAUAGCAGAGUCACUUGUUUGUGUGCUCAGUUUGAAGCUGUGUUACAGCAUGGUCUGAGGAGGAGCCGAGGAUUAGCAUUAACAGCAGCAGCAAUCAAACAGGCAGCGGGUUUUUCCAGUAAAACUGAAACAGAGCCAGUGUUUUGGUACUAUGUGAAAGAAGUUCUGAAUAAACAUGAACUGCAGCGCUUUUACUCUCUGAAGACAAUUACUACAGAUAUUGGUAGAGGCCGGGCUUGGUUGCGCUGUGCACUAAAUGAACAUUCCCUGGAAAGAUAUGUUCAUAUGCUGCUUGCAGAUAAGAAUCGACUCAGUGUCUUCUAUGAAGACUGGUCUUUUAUGAUGGAUGAAGAACGUUCUAGUAUGAUCCCUACAAUGGCAGCUGGUCUGAACUCCAUUCUUUUUGCAAUCAACAUUGAUAAUAAGGAUUUAAAUGGGCAGAGCAAGUGCACACCGACUGUGUCUGAUUUGUUAAAGGAAUCAACGCAAAAUGUAACCUCAUUAUUGAAAGAAUCCACUCAGGGUGUUAGCAGCCUCCUUAGAGAGAUAACUGCAUCAUCUGCUGUCUCGAUUUUAAUGAAACCUGAUCAAGACACUGACCCACUUCCUGUUCUCUCAAAGAAUGUAAAUGCUGAUUUGAAAUAUAAAAAAGAUCGAAAAAAGAAGAAGAGAGUGACAAAUAUUAUCUCAUUUGAUGAAGAGGAAGAUGAGCAAAAUUUGGGGGAUGCCACAAAGACUCUGAUUACAGGAGAAAGUUCAGAGGAGAGUAUAGACAGAUCUUCAGUUUUUGUAUUACCCUCAUCUGAAAGCACUUUUGGAAGAAAUUUGAAUGGGAAUGAAAGUAACCAUUCGUGGAAGAGCAAUUCAGUAUUCAUGAAUGGAGAGUAUGAAUACCGGAAACUAGAUGUGAAGAGCAUUGAUGAUGAAGAUGCAGAAGAGGAUGAGCUAUAUGGAAAAACAUUAGGAAAUAAAGGCACAGAAGGUGAAACUGAAGUUCCUGAAAAGCCUCAUGAAAUAGGCACAUGCAAUUCUCAGAUAUGCAGUUGGACUCCUCUGCAGGUCCUGAAUGAUGACUUGGAUGUUCUAUUUCCUGUCAGUGCCGUUGGCUCUUACUCCCAAACAGAUAACUUGGAGAAUGGGGAGGGGCAUGAACAGGUUAUUCAUGCGGUAGAACUGGUUCCAAGAAGACCUGAUCUUCCUUACAGAGUGGAAGUCAGUCCUCCAGCUCAAGUGAAUACUUUAAGCAGUAUGUUGCCUUCAGCCACUGUGCCAGAAUCCAUGACGAUUAAUGAGCUUCGUCAAGCUAUCGUGGCCAUGAUGAACAGAAAGGAUGAACUGGAAGAACAGAAUAGAUCUCUCAGAAAUCUGCUUGAUGGAGAGAUGGAGCAUUCUGCAGUGCUAAGGCAGGAAAUGGACAACUGGAGAAGGAAAGUAGCAGAACAGGAAGAGCGACAUGCCACAAAAGUUCAAGCCUUGGCACGAGAAAAUGAGGUGCUGAAAGUGCAGCUUAAGAAGUAUGUAGGAGCUGUCCAGAUGCUCAGAAGAGAAGGUCAAACAGUGGAAGUUCUGCCAAACAUUUGGAGCACUGAUGGUGAAUUUACUAUUCCAGAGCAAAAGCAAGUAGAAAACAACGAGGAACUAGCCAGCUCCUACGAAAGAAAAUUGAUUGAGGUAGCUGAAAUGCAUGGGGAACUGAUUGAAUUCAAUGAGAGGCUGCACCGUGCUCUGAUGGCUAAAGAAGCUCUUGUGUCCCAGAUGAGACAAGAACUAAUUGAUUUGAGAGGGCCGGUCCCUGGAGAUUUGAGUCAAACAUCUGAAGACCAGAGUUUGUCAGAUUUUGAAAUAUCAAAUCGUGCUCUUAUUAAUGUUUGGAUUCCCUCAGUCUUUCUGCGUGGAAAAGCUGCUAAUGCAUUCCAUGUUUAUCAGGUCUAUAUUAGGAUAAAGGAUGAUGAAUGGAAUGUUUAUCGAAGAUAUGCGGAGUUCAGAAGCUUGCAUCAUAAAUUACAGAAUAAAUACCAGCAAGUGAGGACUUUUAACUUUCCACCGAAAAAGGCCAUUGGGAACAAGAAUCACUGAGUUCCUGUAUCAAAUAUCUAAGAAGCACCAACCAUAGUGAUCAGUGUAGUCAUCAAAAGAAAGCUGACAUAAUGACUAAAAUACUCCAAGAUCUUCAUGACAUUCUAUUUGGCCUAAGAUCACAUUAAUACAUGUAUCACUGAAAUGCCAGAAUCAUGCUAAUUAUAUCUGUUGCAACUUUGUCUAUGAUAGAAAAAUCAUUGCUAAUUUGUAUGAAGUAAUAUAAAAUUUAAAAAAGAAAUAGAAAAAAAAUCAUAUUUAUAAAUUCCUUAAUGGCACUCAGAUGUCAUUGAAUGUGGAUUGUGAAUGUUUAAAGAUAGUAACUCUGACUGACUUCAAAUGAUUUCCCAAGUGUUCCGUAAAAAUGAGUAGGUAAACUUGGCACAUGUGAUAUGAAAUGAGUAGUAAUGCACACAAUCUAGAGUAAGUGGUGGUGAUAUAAAUAUAUAUGGAAUUUAUCAAUAAAAUCUGUAGGUCUCUCUGCUUGGCAUGAAGUCCAGAGUUAAUGUGGUUGUUCAUUGCCUACUAACCUAGUAAAUGAAAGUACUUAUGAGAGCUUUUCUGCUUUUUUUCAUAUAUUAGAAGAUCAUUUUUCAUUUCAUUUUUAGUGGAUAGUUUUGUAAUAGAAACAAUGUAUUUUCUUCUUUGUUACAUAACUAAUUCUCCUUCUUUGAAGUGAUAGAGUAUCAGCCACUUCAAUAAAUUACAAAAGCCUUCUUUUAAGCUUUUUUUGAUAGUCUUUCAUCCUUAAUAACUUUAAAUACUAAUUGAAUUCCAACUUCAGUUGCACAAUUGAUGCAUACAAAAUUAUCAGUUGAGCAACUUGUUAAAAAAUUUGCAUCGCUUAUUCUUUCAAUGCUUUAGCUUUGGGCCAAAAUUCUACCUUUAUCACGCAUAAACCCACAAUUGCUUUCUGUCAUAUCAGAUCUCAGGAAAAGUAUCUUUUCUUUACAGUAAGAAGUGGCUGCCAUCUAUUGCACUCCUGAAAGACUCCUAUGAUGAGACACAAUCCAGUUGUAUAAUCAGAAUUGAUUAGUGAUUAUACUUCUGGCUACCUGCUGUAAACAGCUUGCAAGUCCCAAAGUGGUGCUUUCACAUCAGCUUUGCAAGAGCUUACCUCAGUCUAUCACAUGAGCUUAUUUCCACAGCACAUUGUGUAGGCAAAUUUUUGUCCUUUUAGUGGUGCUGUUUUCUAUACCGUGUCAUAGGAUGUAUGGCAUUUAGGCAUAUUGCAUGGUUUUGUGCAGUAUGGUGGAUCGUGCUUCAGGAACAAUUACCCUGUAGAUCCAGCAGAAGUAGUAGCCUCUUGGAAAACAUUGUACUGUGUGACUGAUUGAGAUGGGUUCAUGGCCUUGAGAUAGCCCUCCUUUCCAUGACAGAGCAAGUUGAAGUAAUUGGAAGGUUUAAAAAUUCAGUGUAAAAUUAAUUAAUUCAUGUGGGAAUGUCUGUCUUGGAAUUCUGUAGAACUUUCAGUUUAGGAUGAGGGAUUUGUGCAGGAUGUUACACAUGUAAAUGUUUGGUAAUAAGCAUUAGAAGAGAUACUGUCAAUACUACUUUUUCCAAUACUGCUUUUUUAACUUUAGUGGCUACCAAAGCAUGUUCCCUUUUAGAUAUGCUGUUAGAUUUCCAUAGAAAUUUUUUUCUCUCCCAUAUUAGUUACACUGUUUUUAAUAGAAUUGCAGCUGCUUUCCCGUUUCCACAUUAAUCAAUACAAUCUUAAAUCAGUGCCUAGAGAGCAGUUUCAGUAGCUAAAUUCUGCUAACAAAAGUAUCUCUAUUCAGUUUAUGUUAAUCUAUGGUUUUCAUAUUCUUUACAAAUCCUCAGUGUUAUUGGAUGCCCAAGUAACAUAUUGGUAAAACAUAGUCCUCCACGUGUAAAUGGCUAAAAAUAACUAUUUUACAGCUUUUUGGAAAUGGUGUUGUGUGCUUUUAUAUCCUUCAGGUCUGUACCUGAAUGAUGUUAUUUAUUGCAUACCUUUAAUAUACUGUGUUUGGUACUGUGAGGCUAAUGAAGGUGACAUGCUUAUUCUAAAUGUUAGUGGCAUUGAAAGAGGGUUUUGCUGUAAUUGAUACCUCCCUUGAUACCAGCACUAAAUCUGGUGUUCAGUUAUAUGUCUCAGGUUGAGGGAACCUCCAAGACUACAAGAGGACACCAUGUUCUACAGAAUGACCUAGAACCACUACUGCAGAGUCACAAAAUACUAUCCACUGUUUUGCUAUGCAAAAUAUUGGAGCUUUGAGGAGGGAACUUGACUAGAAGAGAGUAAUGUAGAAAAAACCUAUGGAGAACUAUUAAUUUUCCUGCAUAAUUUUCCUGCUUACUGCAAUAGAAAUCAGGGAGAUCAGGUUCAAAUGCAAAGUUGCAAAGUUUGACACAGGGAAAAUGCAAAAAGAAAGCAGAAUUUCAGCUGAAUAAGGAUUUUAAAACCUGAGAAAAUCAAGUAUUAUUGCAUAUAUAUUGUCAUCAAAUAGCAGUGAAAUUUGAAAAUAUUUAACAAUUGUAAAACAAUAGAUAAGAGAAUCUAAUAUUUAUAUUAAUUCAAAUUAUUAUGUUUUUAAUGUAUUUUUGCCUUUCACUUGUUUGCCUAAAUUUGGGACAAUUUAUCUUAACAGUUCAUGUACACGAUCUUUCAACAAAUUAUGUAUGUAUGAUUAGAAACUAGCUUUAAUGCUUGAGGAAACAUAAAUCUAAUAUACAGAAAACCGAUUAGUAGGAAAUGAACAGGGAAGAGAAGAGAAUACUGCUUUGGACAAGUAACCUCUUUUCAAUUACAAAGAAGAGUGUGUAUUUGCCUUUCAGGUUGGUAACCUUAUUUUCAGUGUAUCAGUUUAAACAUUUGAAUGUAGUAAGUUAGAACUAAUGUAAAGCAAUGAAAAGAAUAAUUUGAUACAUAAAUGUUGCUUUGAAUCAAGUCAGAACAGAUAAUUUAGUUACUGAAGGGAAAUAGAACAAUAAUGCUUGCAAGACUCCAUGUAUUAAUUUUCAUAUAUGCUAGUCCCCCAUGCUGUAUAUUUUCUACUAAUGAUUUUUCAGUGCUGGUAGCAAAUAGUUGUCAAAAUCUUUAUAAGUAGUCCUUGCAAGAAUAAGUGUUCUUCCUUCAGUUUAUCAAUGUUUUGACUGAGUGAAAACAUGAAACAUAUUCGUUCUCUUUUGUUGCAUGUAUAAGAGAAAUGUCAUAUACUCAUUGUAUAUUUUUGUACUUCUUUUUUAAACUGCAGAUCAUUUUAUUUAAAACUUACAAAUGCUCCCCAUGUAUCAGCCUGGUUUGUGGUUUGCUAAAUAUUUUAUAUGUAGGUGUAUAUAACAAGACUUACAAUUUCAAACUAUGGUUUUCUUGCAUGAAAUAGAUUUUUGCCUUUUAGGUAGCCUUCAGGUGCUUUGGAUCUUUUGAAUUCAUACUGCCAUUAUCACAGUUUAAGUCUUUGUGACUACUGCCUUCCUGUCAGGUUCCUAACAU